UUCAUUUCAAGAUAAGAUUUCUGUGUUCGUCAUUUUGUUUGGUGAUUUUAUUGGAACUUUCCAGAAGGUACAAGAAUCACUGAAACCCAAAUGGUCGGCAUUUGAACCCUUCAUUUCUGGUUGUGGUUCUUGGGUUUUGCUUGUAUGAUCUUGGUUAUUAUUCAAGACUUCACAUAAAGACGUUGAUGUGAAGCUUGAUUCAGUCUCCAGCCAGAUUUUGCAGUUAGAAAACGGGUUCUUGCAUGCGAUGGAGCUUCUUGAAGGCUCCUUGUCUACUUGUCCGAGAAAUCAGCAUUGUGCGCAUUGGGCUCGUGUCUACAUGAAAUAUUGUCUUUGCAGUGUGAAGGAUGGAGCGUCUCUAGCUUUGGGCUUGGUGAGUGUUAUCAGUUGGGGAGUUGCCGAAAUACCUCAAAUCAUUACGAAUUUCAGGGAGAAAUCUACAGAGGGUCUUUCUAUUGCUUUUCUAAUGACAUGGAUAAUUGGAGAUCUUUUCAACCUCAUCGGCUGUAAGUUGGAGCCAGCUACUCUGCCAACCCAAUAUUACAUGGCAUUCUUAUACACGGUUACUACAGUUAUUUUGGCCAGCCAAACUGUAUACUAUGGCCACAUCUAUCACCGACUGAAAGCCAAUAGGCUAGGCCUACCUCAUAAGGUGCCCAAACUUCAUGAUGAGGAAGCAGUGAGUAAAAACAAGCAAAAUGAUGGCGUCUUUGUUGAAAAAGGACGCAAAUCUGACGUUAAUCAGACAAAUGGAUCCAGUGUUGCAGAGGAAGGACUUCACAAGCCAAGCUCACCGAUUUCAGUCUCUGCUACAGUGAAUUCUCAUCACGGGUCUCAUGAGAGAGACUUGUAUUACAUGUCAGCAAGAUCUCUAACAAAGAGUCAUACGCCUACAGUGGGAUCGUACUUAGCACGCUCACGUGAUUAUGUGAAAUCGCCUUCUACGAAUAUGGUUGAUCAAAAUUCCAUAGAGGAGCCUUUGCUUCGUGGGCCAAUGAACAUGCAGUCUUCACCACCUCCAAACACUAAAAGCAUGCUUUGUGUGGUCACUGCAGCAAUGUUCUUUCUCAGUAGCUUUGAUCUCGACCUUUCCCGAAGCAACAGGUUUAUUUCAGUUUUAGAAAAGCCGCAUAGAGGAAUUGUCAUCCAGGUUGGGCGAAAGCUUUUACAGAGUAAUGGUGGGCCAUUGCUGCAAGAUGGAGCUGGAGGUAGUGGGAUUGGAACCAUUCUUGGUUGGGCAAUGGCAGCUAUUUACAUGGGCGGACGGCUUCCUCAGAUUUGCUUAAAUAUUAGAAGGGGCAGUGCCGAGGGGCUUAAUCCGUUCAUGUUCAUCUUCGCAUUGAUCGGAAAUCUGACAUAUGUAGCCAGCAUUCUUGUGAACAGCUUGGAAUGGUCUAAAAUCAGAUCAAAUCUUCCUUGGUUGGUGGAUGCUGGAGGAUGUGUUAUUCUCGAUACUUUCAUACUUGUGCAGUUCAUCUACUUCCGCUGGCGGAAAUCCAAAGGCUCUCAAGUCAAUCAUGACCUUCUUGUUGCAGCUUAAGCCGCGAUCUUGUCUGCGACAGCAUUGCAGAGGUCGGUCUUUGGAUUGUGAGCAUGAGUAGUGGCAUUUGGUACACUCAUUCAAGAAGCGAGGUCCAAACCCGAUAAGCCGGGUCCGUUCACCAGCUAACGAAGGCCUCAUGAUCAGAGGUUGGGCACCCAGGUCAAUAGCUUUCGGUACCUUCGAGGGAAUAAUGUCAUUUAAACUUAUUCUUUUGUGAAAACAUUCAAGCAAUAAGAACAUCAUCGAAGUAUUUGUAAUUGGGAUUGUUUGUAGAGUUAAAUCAAGUAGUAAUCGUUCUCAUUCCCAAAUAUUGCAUUAUCAGACUCUCUUUCUCUUCCCCCUUAGUUUACAUUCAGCCUUUUUUCCUAGGGCCCACUUAGUAAUAAAAUUUUGUACUUGUCACCUAAGAAAAUUUUACAUUGUUCAACAUUA
Magnolia sinica is the source of this 1975-nucleotide messenger RNA. RefSeq lists its product as uncharacterized. NCBI's taxonomy places the organism in Eukaryota, Viridiplantae, Streptophyta, Magnoliopsida, Magnoliales, Magnoliaceae. The coding region runs from base 248 to 1540 and encodes 430 amino acids. The transcript is spliced from 14 exons. The record is from RefSeq and is a predicted model, not a curated record.